Molecule: messenger RNA, 1449 nt
Organism: Acanthosepion pharaonis
Lineage: Eukaryota; Metazoa; Mollusca; Cephalopoda; Sepiida; Sepiidae
Source: the annotation of a GenBank genome assembly
AUGAUAUCUAUCUAUCACAUUCUCUUCAUGUCUAUCUAUCUAUCUAUCUAUCUCAUCCUCUCCAUAUCUAUCUAUCUAUCUAUCUCAUCCUCUCCAUAUCCAUCUCAUUCUCUGUCUAUCUCUAUCAUAUUCUUUAUCUCGUCUUCUUCAUAUCUAUCUAUCUCAUUAUCUAUCUAUCUAUCUAUCUAUCUAUCUAUCUAUCUAUCUAUCUAUCUAUCUAUCUCAUUAUCUAUCUAUCUAUCUAUCUAUCUAUCUAUCUAUCUAUCUAUCUAUCUAUCUCAUUCUCUGUCAUAUUCUUUCUCAUCUUCUUCAUAUCUAUCUAUCUAUCUCACCCUCUUCAUAUCUAUCUAUCUCACCCUCUUCAUAUCUAUCUAUCUCACCCUCUUCAUAUCUGUCUAUCUAUCUAUCUCACCCUCUUCAUAUCUAUCUAUCUAUCUCACCCUCUUCAUAUCUAUCUAUCUCACCCUCUUCAUAUCUAUCUAUCUCACCCUCUUCAUAUCUGUCUAUCUAUCUAUCUCACCCUCUUCAUAUCUAUCUAUCUAUCUAUCUCAUCCUCUUCAUGUCUAUCUAUCUAUCUAUCUAUCUAUCUAUCUCAUCCUCUCCAUAUCUAUCUAUCUCAUCCUCUCCAUAUCUAUCUAUCUAUCUCAUUCUCUCCAUAUCUGUCUAUCUAUCUAUCUCAUCCUCUUCAUAUCUAUCUAUCUAUCUAUCUAUCUAUCUAUCUCAUCCUCUUCAUAUCUAUCUAUCUAUCUAUCUAUCUAUCUAUCUAUCUAUCUCAUCCUCUUCAUAUCUAUCUAUCUAUCUAUCUAUCUAUCUAUCUAUCUAUCUCAUCCUCUUCAUAUCUAUCUAUCUAUCUAUCUAUCUAUCUAUCUAUCUCAUCCUCUUCAUAUCUAUCUAUCUAUCUAUCUAUCUAUCUAUCUAUCUAUCUAUCUCAUCCUCUUCAUGUCUAUCUAUCUAUCUAUCUAUCUACCUCAUCCUCUCCAUAUCUAUCUCAUUCUCUCCAUAUCUAUCUUAUACACUUCAUUAUCUAUCUAUCUAUCUUAUUCUCUUCAUUAUCUAUCUAUCUAUCUUAUUCUCUUCAUUAUCUAUCUAUCUAUCUUAUUCUCUUCAUUAUCUAUCUAUCUAUCUAUCUUAUUCUCUUCAUAUCUAUCUAUCUUAUUCUCUUCAUAUCUAUCUAUCUUAUUCUCUUCAUAUCUAACUAUCUAUCUAUCUAUCUAUCUUAUUCUCUUCAUAUCUAUCUAUCUUAUUCUCUUCAUAUCUAACUAUCUAUCUAUCUAUCUAUCUUAUUCUCUUCAUAUCUAUCUAUCUUAUUCUCUUCAUAUCUAUCUAUCUUAUUCUCUUCAUAUCUAUCUAUCUAUCUAUCUAUCUUAUUCUCUUCAUUAUCUAUCUAUCUAUCUAUCUAUCUUAUUCUCUUCAUUAUCUAUCUAUCUAUCUAUCUAUCUAUCUAUCUAA